AGCACGAUGUAAUAUCUGUUGAUAUUCAAAAUAAAAUAAGAACGUUUCCUUUCUAUAUGAACGUCCGUAAAUUAUAAAGAUUUGAGAAAAUAUAUUAAAUCAACUUUCAACAAUAAUUGUAAAGCGUAAAGACACUUUUUUUAAAGUCGGAAUUAAGAUUUAAGGACUGCUAAAAAUGGAUCAGUUUCUACUUUCGUUUAUUGUAGCGUUCGCAUUGCUUUGUGUCGUGUCGUCCACAUCAGAGAAGGGAGACGAUUCUGUUGACCUAACCGGAACAAUCAGGACGUUUGUUGAAACCCUACUGAACGAUAACAAAAGGAAAGAUAAUACAGACAAUAAUGACGAAGACUUGAGGGAAAGAGUCGAAUACCUUGAAAACAAAGUGACAGCUAUGGAUACAAAGCUAGUGGAGCAAAUCAAUACUAUUGCUGAUUUACAAAAUGUUAUACAAAUGCUGCAUAAAAAUAGAAAAGUGAACCUUGGAAUGGAAACUAAAGGUAUUACCGAGAAUAUAACUGAAGACAACUUCAGAAAAGCUGAAAACAAUAAUGCGAUAGAAAGAGGAUCUCUACCUGCAGACAGAUUAUUACAAAGUGAACGAAGAGUAAAAAGAGCAGUAGGCAACGUGGCGUUUUCAGCAUACAUGACGCACACAAACUUUCAUACGAUAGUUGGACAAGCGUUUAAAUUUGACCAAGUUUUACUCAAUGACGGAAUCGGCUAUAGCAAAAGCACGGGGAAAUUCACAGUACCUCUAACUGGAGUUUAUCUCUUCGCUUUCCACAUCGACGCAAGAAAUUUGAUGUUUGUUAGACUGGUUGUGAACGGAGUGAAUCAAGUCGAUGCCGUAGCGAACGCACACACCAACACGGACAGUCGUCGUUCAUAUUCAAUGGGUGGAAAUACCGCCAUUAUUCACGUGCGUCACGGUCAAGCGGUAUGGGUGGAGACGUACGAAAUUCAGGAUGGUAUAACGGCAUCAAGUAAUACAUUUAGAAUUUGCACGUUUUCUGGAGUACUCCUGUAUUAACAACAACGAUUCCGGCGCAUUUCAGCUAUGUUUGAAAAUGGUUGUAAAAUCCAAGCCUUCUGAUUAAAUAAAUUGAAUAUAUUCGUGCGCUAUAAUCUAUGUUAUAUGAUUGCUUGUUUUCAGACCAAUGUCAUUUUGAUAAUAUGGCGACAAUCCGUGGAUGAUAACCUAACGUGCCGAGGUAGAACUGUGCGAACGAAAUAUAGGACAAGAGAGAUGAUGAUAAUUUUCAUGUGAUCAAAAUUUUGCAACAUCUUAUAACGCUUACUUUUAAGGGCUCCACGAUUUGCCAUAUGAUUGCCCUUGUUUGCUUCUGUAAGCUAUGGUUUUACCAUGCAAUUUUACCUAUGAUAGUUGUUAGUUAUGUUUAACUUAAUGGAUUCACCUUGCGGAAAGUCUUGUAGUUGAGU
Mercenaria mercenaria is the source of this 1440-nucleotide messenger RNA. RefSeq lists its product as uncharacterized. The transcript has a single exon. Gene Ontology annotation, molecular function: protein binding. Bases 176 to 1030 code for a protein of 284 amino acids. Lineage: Eukaryota; Metazoa; Mollusca; Bivalvia; Venerida; Veneridae. The record is from RefSeq and is a predicted model, not a curated record.